Molecule: messenger RNA, 1665 nt
Organism: Tripterygium wilfordii
Lineage: Eukaryota; Viridiplantae; Streptophyta; Magnoliopsida; Celastrales; Celastraceae
Product: UPF0496 protein 4-like
Exons: 1
Coding region: 35-1363 (442 amino acids)
Source: RefSeq, a predicted model, not a curated record
CUACGCGGUCCAAACAUCUCCCAAUAAAAGGGGCAUGUUCAUCGUUCAUCGACUAGGGUUUCUUACACCAUCAUCGCCAUUUCGUCUUCUCUCUCUACGCACUCACUUCCUUUCUCUCAAAACUGAAGAACUCACUCAGGUUCGAUCAAUCGUAUUCGAGGUUUUUGAUUCGUUUGAAUUGCAUCGAUUGAGAAUGCCCGCUACCGGCUGGGAGGGUUCUUCUGCAUCGUUUAAUUAUAUCGGCCGUUCGAUUCUGAGCCGCCGCCGCGAACAAGUUUAUUCCAUGGACGCCGCCGGGAGUCAUGAUGUGGAGCUUGAUGCAUUCCAGAAGAAGGUCGCUGAGCGAUUCUUGAACUUAUCCGCCGCCGGGAACGAUGAUCUGUUAUCUAUUUCGUGGGUACGGAAGCUGCUUGACGAGUUCCUCUGCUGCCAGGAGGAGUUUCGGGUAAUUCUAUUCAAUAAUAGUUCAAUUGUUGGGAAAUCAUCAGCUGAUCGUCUCAUGGAGGAGUUCUUUGAGCGGAGUGUGAAGGCGUUAGAUGUGUGCAAUGCGAUCAGGGACGGUAUUCAGCAGAUAAGGCAGUGGCAGAAGAUUCUGGAGAUUGUGCUUUGUGCUCUUGACAACAACCAGAGAAGUCUCAGUGAGGGCCAGUUCCGCCGUGCUCAGAAGGCUCUGAUGGAUUUAGCAAUCUCAUUGCUCGACGAGAAGGACUCUGGCACAGCGGUCGCUCGCCGCAAUCGGUCCUUCGGGAGCAACAACGGAUCUCCUAAGGAACGCCACAGGAGAAGCGACCACUCCAGGUCUUUGUCGUGGAGUGUUUCGCGGUCCUGGUCUGCUGCGAAGCAGCUGCAGGCGAUUGGGAACAAUUUAACGGCGCCGAGAGCAAAUGAAAUUGUGGCGACCAAUGGACUUGCGAUGGCUUUUUUCACCAUGAGCUCCGUAUUGUUGUUUGUAAUGUGGGCUUUAGUGGCUGCAAUUCCAUGCCAAGGCCGCGGCUUGCACGUCCAUUUCUCGAUUCCUAGGCAGUACAUGUGGGCCGCACCUAUGCUUUCGCUGCACGAGAGGAUUUUGGAGGAGUCGAAGAAGAGAGAGAGGAGGAAUUCUUGUGGAUUGUUAGAGGAGGUUCAUCAGAUUGAAAGAUGUGCACGGUUUAUGAAUGAAAUGGUGGACUCUGUGCAGUUUCCAUUGACAGAAGAGAAGGAAAGAGAGGCCAGGCAGAGAGUGCAGGAGUUGGGGCUGGUUUUUAAGGCUGUAAAGGAGGGUUUGGAUCCAUUGGAACGCCAAGUGAGGGAGGUGUUUCAUAGAAUUGUGCGUAGCCGAACUGAGGGGCUCUGUUCUUUUGGAAGAACAGACCAUGAUGAUUAAUACGUCUCUGGGCAGCUGAUUGUGUGCGUCAUAGAAAUGUUGCCAAUUAUAGCUUCAAGCAGUGCAAUGGAAAUAAAAAGGGUAAGGAGUGACCAAAAAAACAAAACUUUCUUUGUGUAUUCAGUAAUCAGCAUAUAUUAGUGUAUAGGGUACUUCUGGUAGGACUUGAAAUUGGAAAUUGGCAGUCCUUAAUGCUGAUGUCCCAGCUUCUUGUUUUUUGUACAAUUGAAAUUCCUGGGUAAACGGCAUAAUAUGAUCUUGUAAUUGAUUCAGUUAAUGAUCAUCAUUUUUGGUUUUCUGUA